AAAGACAAGAUGUCUCUGCAGAUGAGGACAGCCAGGGAGGAACUUCAGGUGACUGAGAAGAGCAGCAAUCUUCUCCAAAACAUCAGCGUGACUGAAGGUUCGAUGGAAAUGAUCGAAAUGGACCACAUCUCAGACAGACCAGAUGAAAAAGACAAACCUUCUGAGGACCUACAGACUGAUUUCCCUUACAAGACGGACACUGAAAAAUGGGAUGGGUUGGAGCAGGAGUCCGAGCACGGCCAGAACCCGGCAAGCAAACCGGAUGAGCAAGAAGUAACACUAGCUUGCAAGGGCCCCGAAGCGUCUCCACCUCCACUGUCACCGUCUUCGGAGGAGAGCACCCACAUCCCAGAGAGCUUGAUCCUCAAGCUGAACUACUGGCAUGCAAAGAUGGGCCUCCAGAUGAAAGAACUUGGAGCCGACCACUGUGACUGGCUGGAGAGAAUCAACAACAUUAUACAAAAAAUAAAUAAUACGGAAAACACGGUGAAGAGCUUGCUAACUGAGGUUAUAUCCCUGGAAAACCAGUCUAAACAUUUGGAGGACCUUGAUCAGGAAGCAGACAUUGAGGAGAAGAUCACAGAAAUUAGAAGGCAAUUAAAGGAAGUGAACAUCAAGUUGACCCAGGUCGACACUUGCAAAGAAGCCUGUGAAUUGAAGGAGAAGCUCAUUGACCGGAUAGAGAGCUUCCAUAAGGAAAUGAAUGUCUUGAACUCUAAGCUGGAGAUGUACUACACACAGGGGUCGGACGCAGACUCCCAUGGCUCUGAAGACGUGGACGCGGAGGAGCAAGAAGAGCCCCUGCUCCCCGAAGCUCCUCCAAGCCUGUCAGCGUUACCCUCUCCUCCCUGCAGCGCAGUGUGGAAGCACGCACUGAAGCUGUUCGUCAUGGUCUACGUGGUCACCAUCACCGGACUGUCGUGCUAUAUACUGUUUGUGGACGCCACGUUUCUCUUCGAAAGGGUGCUGCCCAGCCUGCUGGGGCACCGCACCAUGUGGGAUCUUCGGGAGAUGAUGUCGCCUUUCUUGAAUCUGGAAGCGGAAGAUUUGUUACCGUACUAA
Grammomys surdaster is the source of this 1062-nucleotide messenger RNA. RefSeq names its product single-pass membrane protein with coiled-coil domains 2 (gene Smco2). NCBI's taxonomy places the organism in Eukaryota, Metazoa, Chordata, Mammalia, Rodentia, Muridae. The record is from RefSeq and is a predicted model, not a curated record. Bases 10 to 1062 code for a protein of 350 amino acids. The transcript is spliced from 9 exons.